AUGAAGUUCCUCAUUGACGACCUUCCGAUAAUUUUCCCUUAUGACCGAAUAUAUCCAGAGCAAUACCAGUACAUGUGCGAUCUCAAGCGCACGCUGGACGCUUCCGGGCACUGCGUUCUUGAGAUGCCGUCGGGUACGGGAAAGACGGUAUCACUUUUGUCGUUGAUUGUGUCUUACCAGCAGUUCUACCCGACAAAACGGAAGUUAAUCUACUGUUCCCGUACGGUUCCGGAGAUUGAGAAGGCUUUGGCGGAGCUGAAACGCCUUAUGGAGUAUCGAAUACAGCAUGCAGAAACAGAAGAGGAAAGGCAAAAAGAGCGGGCAUUCACCGGUGUGGGACUUACAAGUCGGAAAAACCUAUGCCUUCAUCCCGAGGUAUCCAAGGAAAGGAAGGGUGUGGUGGUGGAUGCCCGAUGCAGGGACUUAACGUCUGCAUUCACGAUGGAGAGAGCACGGAACAACCCAGGAUCCGUACCAACCUGUUCUUUUCACGACGAACUGGAGGCGUUUGAACCAGGAAAUUUAAUUCCACCAGGAAUUCACACGCUUGCGGAUGUUCUGCAGUACGGUCGCGACAAGGGAGUUUGCCCUUAUUUUACCGUUCGAAGAAUGAUGGCCUUCGUCGACGUCAUAAUCUAUUCUUUCCACUAUCUUCUUGAUCCCAAAGUCGCGGAACAGGUAUCCAAGGACAUAUCCAAAGACGCUAUCGUAGUAUUUGAUGAAGCCCAUAAUAUUGAUAACGUCUGCCUUGAAUCCUUGAGCAUUGACCUAACUCGACCCAUGCUUGAUUCUGCCGCUAGAAGCGUAACGAGGCUCGGCGACAAGAUAGAAGAAAUCAAGAUUACCGAUGCCUCGCGGUUGCAAGACGAAUAUGCGAAGCUCGUGGAAGGUUUGCAAGAAGCAGACGAAGCACGACAGGAAGAUGCCAUCAUGGCAAACCCAGUUUUGCCUGAUGACCUGCUGAAAGAAGCCGUUCCCGGGAACAUCAGGAAGGCGGAGCAUUUCGUCGCGUUUUUGAAACGCUUCGUUGAAUAUUUGAAGACCCGCAUGCGUGUACUCCACGUUGUUGCGGAGACUCCGUUGUCCUUCCUUCAACAUUUGAAAGACAUUACUUUCAUUGAACGACGACCUUUACGAUUCUGCGCAGAGCGUCUUCAAUCCCUCGUACGCACGUUGGAGCUGACUAAUCUUGAUGAAUAUGCUUCUCUACAGAAGGUCGCGAACUUCGCCACUUUAGUAGCCACUUACGAAAAAGGUUUUUUGCUUAUUUUGGAGCCGUUUGAGACGGACAAUGCAACUGUUCCCAAUCCUAUAUUUCAUUUUACCUGUUUGGAUCCAUCUUUAGCCAUCGCUCCGGUAUUUGAGCGAUUUAGUAGUGUUGUCAUCACUUCUGGGACGAUCUCGCCUCUCGACAUGUAUCCAAAAAUGCUACAAUUUACUCCUGUAGUCCAGGAGACAUAUGCGAUGACUCUAACCCGUAACUCGUUCCUACCUCUUGUUAUAACACGCGGCAGCGACCAAGUAGCUAUAAGUUCUCGUUUCGAGGUGCGGAACGAUCCCGCCGUUGUCCGGAACUUUGGAGCCAUUCUUGUGGAAUACAGUAAAAUAGUCCCAGAUGGCAUCGCCGCCUUUUUCCCGAGCUAUUUGUACAUGGAAUCGAUAGUUGCCGCGUGGAAUGACAUGGGGAUUUUGAACGAAGUGUGGAAGCACAAGCUCAUCUUUGUGGAAACGCCAGAUGCAAAUGAGACGAGCAUAGCUCUAGAAAAUUAUAGAAGAGCAUGUAACAACGGCCGGGGAGCCGUGCUGCUUUCUGUGGCCCGUGGAAAGGUUUCGGAAGGCAUCGAUUUCGACCACAACUACGGUCGAGCUGUCAUUAUUGUCCCCUACCAAUACACCGAGAGCCGGAUACUGAAGGCUCGGCUGGAGUAUCUGCGUGACGCGUACCGGAUACGGGAAUCAGAGUUCCUCGGUUUCGAUGCCAUGCGGAAUGCUGCGCAGUGUGUCGGCCGUGUUCUGCGAGGGAAAACCGACUGGGGAUUGAUGGUGUUUGCUGAUAAGCGUUUUGCUCGAGCGGAUAAACGUGCAAAACUUCCGCGUUGGAUUAAUCAGUACAUCACUGAGACGGCCGCUAAUCUAUCGACAGAUAUGGCGCUCGUCCUGUCUAAGUUGUUUAUGCGACAGAUAUCGCAGACGCAUGCAGAGGAUCAGACGGGCAUUUCUCUUUGGACGUUGGCGGACAUUGAAAAGGCUCAGGCUAAGCAGCGUGCCCUUGAACUCGAGCAGGAAAAGGCAGGCGGGUUGGACGAAAGGAACGCCAUACCCGCCCCAAUGGAAGUCGACGAUGAGUACGGGACUGGCGGUUUAGACGAUCAGACCCUUGGAGAGGUAGAUAUCGACGUAUAA
Fomitiporia mediterranea MF3/22 is the source of this 2403-nucleotide messenger RNA. RefSeq names its product DNA repair helicase. Gene Ontology annotation, cellular component: nucleus. The transcript is spliced from 19 exons. The record is from RefSeq and is a predicted model, not a curated record. Gene Ontology annotation, molecular function: ATP binding; damaged DNA binding; DNA helicase activity. Bases 1 to 2403 code for a protein of 800 amino acids. Gene Ontology annotation, biological process: transcription by RNA polymerase II; nucleotide-excision repair; positive regulation of mitotic recombination. NCBI's taxonomy places the organism in Eukaryota, Fungi, Basidiomycota, Agaricomycetes, Hymenochaetales, Hymenochaetaceae.